AUGAUUUACGAUUUCAAUAUACCUUAUCCUAAUAACAAUGAUACUGUUGAACGUGAGAGAAUUGAAAAAAUACUGAAUCGACUCCAUUCAAUCGACACUAAAGGCAUUAUAGCUCUUAAUUUAACAUUGGAAGGAAAUCUAGCCAAUGUUGAGCCAAUAAGUCCAAUAGCACCUGAAAAAUAUCCAAACAUUCAACAAUUAACAAGAGCUACAUUAUUAAUAGAAGACACCAAACAUAACUAUCAGCUUUCAUCUAGUUCAGCCUAUCCUAAAAUUGGAAUUUUAGCAGUUCGUCCUACAAAUUUAGAUAUCUGUAAACACGCUUGUCAAACGUUAGAAGUGGAUUUAAUAUCAAUUGAUUUAGCUAAAUCAAGAGCUUUACCCAACUUUGCCAUGGCACAAGUAGCAGUAAAUCGUGGUAUUUUUUUUGAAAUUUGUUAUUCACAAUCAUUUAGAGAUCCUAGUAGAAAAUCCAUGUUUUUUAAUAACGUAAAGAGAUUAAUAGAAGUUACUCGAGGACAUAAUUUGAUUUUUUCAAGUGAAGCGAUAAGAGCUUUAGAUAUAAGAAGAACAAGUGAUUUAAGGAUACUAGCAAGUAUGUAUGGUAUGACACAAGAUCAAAUUGAAGCAACUAUUUCAGUCAAUUAUCCUAAAUUACUAAAGAAAGCAGAAACAAGAAGAUUAACCUAUAAUGCCACCAUCAGUUUUGAUAAAAAACAACUCUUUCGUGAAUCAGAAAAUGCCGUUUUGAAACGUAAAAAUAAUGAACAGCAACAGUCAUCCAAGAAAUCAACCAAGAAGGCCAAAAGGCCCCAAUAA
Cokeromyces recurvatus is the source of this 819-nucleotide messenger RNA. RefSeq names its product RNase P subunit p30-domain-containing protein. The record is from RefSeq and is a predicted model, not a curated record. Gene Ontology annotation, molecular function: RNA binding. Gene Ontology annotation, biological process: tRNA processing. Gene Ontology annotation, cellular component: nucleolar ribonuclease P complex. The transcript is spliced from 7 exons. The coding region runs from base 1 to 819 and encodes 272 amino acids. Lineage: Eukaryota; Fungi; Mucoromycota; Mucoromycetes; Mucorales; Mucoraceae.